CAGAAAAACAGGAAACCCAUUUACAUUGCAGUUUGAACUGAUGAAAAAUAAACAAAACAAAAAAUAAAUAAAUCAAAGGAUAAAAAAACUCCAGUGUCCUUGACUCCUUGCUGGUCGCUAUUCCAAACAAAUUUCGCGCUUUUCAUUACUCGAAGGUACAGUUCACAGUGAUUCACAGCAAAGGAUUUUUCCUCUAAAAACUUCCGACAUAUUUUGCAGACACAUAAACAAUGAUGGCAUCAAACGUGAAAUGGGCAAGAAAUUUGAACAAGAGCCAACUCGGUGGUGUCAUAUUUGGUUGCACGCAGAGCACUAUGAAGGAAUGUCUAGCCAACCAACUCUUUGGACUGCCAGCACAUCACUUUUCGUACGUAAAGAACAUUGAGCCAGGCCUGCCGCUAUUUUUGUUCGAUUACAGCGAAAGGAAACUCCAUGGCAUCUAUGAAGCUGCGAGCUCAGGCAAAAUGGGUAUCGAUUCAUAUGCUUGGACUGCAGAUGGUUCAGAUAGAACGAAGUACCCAGCACAGGUCCAAAUACGUCUUCGCCUGCAAUGCCAAGCUCUUCCCGAAUAUCAGUUCAAGCCAAUAAUCGUUGACAACUAUUACAGUCAGUCCCAUUUCUGGUUCGAGUUGGAUCAUGCUCAAGCAAGCAAGUUGAUGUCCAAGCUCUCGUCUUUAGCAGUUGCUCCAGGGACAUCUGUCCCUCAGAAUCUUCCGAAUUGGGCUGCUGUUGCCAAGAGAGGUGAAAGCGGACCUUCGUAUCCUCCGAUUUCGGAGGAUGAUUUCAUGAAUAUCCAUGACUCCAUUGGCUCAUCCACCACUUCGGAUGAUUCUUUCUUUAUGAAUGGAAACAAUCAAUUGAUGGAUGCACCUUCGCAUGGCCAAAUGUUGGAAUUUGACGAGAAGGAUCUUAUUUACAUGAAAUUGAAAGAAAUGGCCCUCGGUUGUGAGUUCUUGGAUGGAUGCACAAGUGAUGUGAAUCUGGAGCAUGAAAGCCACGAUGAUGACGUGGUGACUGUGGAGAUUAGGAAUGGUGGGAGCUCUUCGGAGUCAAUCGACUAUCUUACUCUUAUAGGAAAGUUAUGCAGGGAAGUGGAAGAGCUAAAGUCUUUUAGGCGAGAGCAGUCUCAAAAGGUGGAAAGUUUGCAAAAGAAAUUGGCGGAGGCAGAACAAGUAAUCCAUGGACUGGAAAACAGAUUCAUGAAAUUGGAAAACAUAUCCAGAACUUCCAUGGGACUUCCUGGUGAUGAGGUGCCGCUCGAGUCUCUUGAUGAAGUUCAAUUUAAUCUUAACGAGUCGAUAUUAUUGGUGGGUGGAUUUGAUGGUGCAUCGUGGUCAUCUGCCCUGCAAUCCUUCUCACCUUCACAUGAUGUCUUAAGAUCGCUUAAGCCGAUGUCUUCUGUCCGUUCGUAUGCUGCAGUUGCAUGCUUUAAUGGCGAACUUUAUGUAUUUGGUGGCGGAACUGGUUCCAAGUGGUAUGAUACAGUUGAGUCGUAUGAUGCUGCAAAUGAUGAAUGGACAAAACGUGCGUGCUUGAACAAAGCUAAAGGAAGCCUAGCUGGCGCUGCUCUGAAUGGUAAAAUAUAUGCAGUUGGUGGAGGGAAUGGAGCUGACUGCUUUUCUGAUGUGGAAAUGUUCGAUCCAUAUGUUGGACGGUGGAUUUCUGCACGCUCGAUGCUAGAAAAGAUAAUUAUUUUUAUAACUCACGUGCCUUCUCUUCUUUCGUUUGUAAAGCGUUUUGCUCUUGCUUCUGUGGAGCUUAAUGGUGCAAUCUAUGUUGUUGGCGGAUAUGAUGGAUAUGACUAUCUGAAGAGUGCCGAAAGGUUCGACCCUAGAGAACAUUCGUGGACCAGAAUCAAGAGUAUGGAUGCCAAGAGAGGCUGUCUCUCUCUGGUCACAAUGAAUGAAAAACUAUAUGCUAUUGGUGGUUAUGACGGUACAACAAUGGUGCCGAGUGUAGAGAUAUAUGAUCCUCGUGUUGAAGCGUGGAUGGCUGGCGAGUCUAUGAAUGAAGCUAGGGGAUACUCAUGUGCUGCUGUUCUUGCUGAAUCUAUUUAUGCUAUUGGAGGAGUUAAAGCUAACGAGGACAUUGUGGAAAAGGUUGAAUGUUACAAGGAGGGGCAGGGCUGGCAAGCAACAGAUUUGAGUGCAGUGGGGAAAACGUGCUUCGCCUCAGCUAUUGUCUUAAAAGAAGAUUGACACUUGAAAUUGCUGGGAAACUAAAUAUUGACUAAAAAAUAUUUAUCCAGACACAAUUAGUAAAUUAUAUUAUUUUUAUAAUGUUUCUGGUUCAUUAUAAAUUUAAAAACACUGAAAUAUUGUGGACAAGAAAUACUUCUUUUCUCGAACUUCUUGUUUUCGGUCAACUGUCUUUAAGACCUCAUCGACGUCCUAUGUUAACAUGAAGUGUUAUAUAUGUAGAAUGGCAUGUUACAUUCUAAGAUGAGAGUACUCCAUGGGUCUUCAUGUGUGAUGUAGGCUAACAGUUAGACAGUUGACUCAGUUGUAUUUUUGUAAUAAAAAUGCAUACUUAUGUUAUGGAAUGUAAUACUUUUUGUGUUUUGUUUUUUAGAGUAUGACAUUUAAAGCUAUGUUUGGUAACCAAAUAAAUUUAUAGCUAUAAGCUUUAUGUAUUCAAAUAAGCUUCGUUUAGUCGGACGAGCUUUUUUAAAAAGCUCGAGUUUAUCUCAUAAACUUAUUUGGAUAGCUUUUCAAAUAAGCUCGUUAAAAUUUUUAUUUCAGUUAGGUUAUCAACUAAUUUUAUCAAACACUUUU
Molecule: messenger RNA, 2774 nt
Organism: Striga asiatica
Lineage: Eukaryota; Viridiplantae; Streptophyta; Magnoliopsida; Lamiales; Orobanchaceae
Source: the annotation of a GenBank genome assembly